Osmia lignaria (orchard mason bee) is the source of this 1362-nucleotide messenger RNA. NCBI's taxonomy places the organism in Eukaryota, Metazoa, Arthropoda, Insecta, Hymenoptera, Megachilidae. The record is from RefSeq and is a predicted model, not a curated record.
AGUGUUCUUAGUACAUGUCCUUCCGAAUCUUGCGGAGGUAAUUCCUCCCGAAAUUCGGAGGGGCAUGUUCUACCAACACGAUGGUGCACCUGCACAUUUCGCCACAAAUAUCCGGGCAUAUUUAGACGAAGCCUUUCAGGACAGGUGGAUUGGCCGCGGCGGUCCUGUUGCGUGGUCCCCACGAUCGCCGGAUAUGAAUUCGCUGGAUUUUUUUUUCUGGGGAUGUUUAAAAAGCCACGUCUACAAAGUUGCCAUUUCCUCGCCUGACGAACUAGUGGCCCGAAUACAUGGCGCGGUGGCUUUAAUCACACCAGAAAUGCUGCAACGCGUGCAACAAAACAUAAAAAAACGUAUGACUGCAUGUGUGGCGGCAAAAGGGGGAUACAUCGAACCCCAUUUAUCGUAAUAACAAUUUGAGACAAUCGGCCCCUCUCGGGGCCACCCAUUAUUUAAACGUAGGAAGAACUACGGAAAAUAUCUGAAACAAGUAAAUAACAAUGUGAAAAAGUGAUAGUGAAAAAUUCUGUGAAAAGUAAUAGCGACCGUUCAGUGAGUUCAAUGAUCCCGCUUGGAAAUCAGCUGUUCAUUUUGGCAAAGGAAAAAGUUGUUUAGAAUCACAUUGUCAAUCAUCCCUCAAACGUUGAUCACGUAGUCAUUGGACACCCUGUAUACCACCUGCUUCAAUGGUGGAACACAAUUUACUCUGCUCAGGUCAGAAUAUUUGUUGCAGAAAUAUACUAACUUCUGACACUCCUUGUGUUCACCGAAAAUAUGACUCUGUACAUUUUUCAUAUCCUCCUUCAAAUUUUUUAUUUGAUCGACUAGUCUGAUUUUUUCUUUGAACCGGUAUUCUGCAGCUUUUUUUAUUCCAGUACGCAGCCGCAGAGCAUUGUUUUUUACGACAGCUCUUAGCUCUUUGUAGCGGCCUUUUGCUACGAUGUCGUUUAUUUUCCUACUGAAAUUCCGUAGCAGGUGAUUGGUGCAUUCUAUUUUUCGUAUUUGCACCAUAUACUCUUUAUAUGGAUCAUUGUUCAAUAUUUUCUUGUACACGCUGCUAUCGCCAUCGGCAAGUAAUAGAGAAUAAACUAGGCCGUGCAUUUCUAUCCUGCAUUUGAAUCCUUCGACGAAAGCAGCACUUUCCAUACCUGUUGAACUUUGCUGACGACCCCAGUUUUUGAAACAACGAUACUCGCCCGCUGAUUCUUUCUUUUUUGCUGCUAUUUGGCAAAUCAUACAAAAUUUAUUUUUCACGCUGAUAUACAGCACCUUUUUCGUAUGGUAUCCCACGAUGGCUCCUACGCCAGAAAGAGAAUUGUAGUCUCCUCCGCGGUACGAUCUUUUCAUCCAGCUGCCAUCUGCGAC